This is a messenger RNA of Cynara cardunculus var. scolymus (artichoke), 784 nucleotides long. RefSeq lists its product as uncharacterized. Gene Ontology annotation, molecular function: protein-folding chaperone binding; Hsp90 protein binding. The record is from RefSeq and is a predicted model, not a curated record. The coding region runs from base 86 to 613 and encodes 175 amino acids. Gene Ontology annotation, cellular component: nucleus; cytosol. NCBI's taxonomy places the organism in Eukaryota, Viridiplantae, Streptophyta, Magnoliopsida, Asterales, Asteraceae. The transcript is spliced from 6 exons. Gene Ontology annotation, biological process: protein folding; chaperone-mediated protein complex assembly.
UGCACUUUCCAUAUUGCCAGACGGGAGCUAACGAUCCUUUUCCAACAAUUCCAUUUUCCAUUACAAACUGCAAAGAUCAGCAAAGAUGAGCCGACAUCCUACUUUGAAGUGGGCGCAGAGGGCUGAUGUGCUUUUCAUCACUAUCGAUCUGCCCGAUGCCAAAGAUGUGAAGCUUAAACUGGAGCCUGAGGGUAAAUUUUACUUCUCUGCAACUGCAGGAGCUGACAGUUUACCGUAUGAAAUAGACAUCAACCUUCACGAUAAGGUGGAUGUGAAUGAGAGCAAGGCGAGUGUAGGGUCGAGGAACAUUGUUUACCUUAUAAAGAAGGAAGAAAGUAAAUGGUGGAACAGACUUUUGAAGCAAGAGGGAAAAACUCCGAUGUUUGUGAAAGUUGAUUGGGAUAAAUGGGUAGAUGAAGAUGAGCAGGACGAAAAGGCUGGUGCUGAUAUGGACUUUGGCGAUGUCGAUUUCUCAAGUCUUAACAUGGGAGGCGGAGGAGACUUUGAUGCAGAUGGUGUUGAUGGAGCAGAUGAUAGUGACAUGGAAGAGGAAAGUAUUGGGAAGAAGGAAGGUGCACCACCUGUUAGUAAUGAAGUUGAAGCCAUGGCUUGAUUUGAUUUUUGAUCCCAACUAUGUGGUUUUCUAGUAGCAUUUAUAGAUUAAAGGGUUGGAUUGGGUUGUUGACUGAAACUAAUUAAUUAAUCUUGAAAUAUAUGUUGGUGCUACCGCAAGUUAAAACUUGUCAAAUGGUUGAUGAAUUCACGAAGCCUUCUUUCUUUCGAC